Linum trigynum is the source of this 354-nucleotide messenger RNA. The record is from the annotation of a GenBank genome assembly. NCBI's taxonomy places the organism in Eukaryota, Viridiplantae, Streptophyta, Magnoliopsida, Malpighiales, Linaceae.
AUGGCAUCAACACUCGGCCUCCUCAAAGCGUUGCUCAGAAAGCCAGGCGCCAUCACCACCAAAUUUGAAGUUAAACAGCUCCUGAAAGUACUUCUCAAACGGCCGGGGACGAUCACCUCCAAAUCCGAAGCCAAGCAGCUCCACGCCCAAAUUCUCAAGCACAACCCGUCCUCACCUCUUUACACAUCCACAAUCAUCUGCGUAUACUCCAACUUCAAGCUCCUGAACCAAUCCUUGCUCCUGUUUAGAAGCCUACACCGUCCGUCUUCUCUCUCCUACAAAUCCAUCAUAAAAUGCUACGCCGUGAAUGGAUGCUUUGUUGAAUCGUUGGCCUCUUUUGUGGACAUGAAAUGA